CUUGAGCUUUUUGGUCUGCUGGAUCCAUCUGGAGGCUACCAGGAACAGAUCAGACCCAUUAUAUGCAGAGGUGGAGUUGAGUCUUUGGAUGAAAAAAUGGUGACCAUGCUGAAAUCAGAGAAAGUUUAAAAGUAGGACAGCAUGUUACGAGAUAAGAAUUUGGUCUGUGUUGGAGAUUUUGAACGUUAUGGUGAAAGCAUUCUGCCAAAGAAUGCCUUGGAUUACUACCGAAGUGGUGCUGGUGAUGAAUUCACACUAGCCCUCAACAGAGAUGCAUUUCGAAGGUUGAGGAUUCGUCCGCGGAUUAUGCGUGAUGUAUCUUGUCGAGACCAGUCGACCACAGUGCUGGGAACAAAAGUGGCGAUGCCAAUAGGAAUAGCUCCAACAGCCAUGCAACGGAUGGCACAUCCUGAUGGAGAAUGUGGUAAUGCAAGAGCUGUUGGUGCAAUGGGAGGAGUCUUCAUCUUGAGCACAUUGUCUACCAGUAGUAUAGAGGAAGUGGGAGCAGCUGCACCAAACACUGUCAAGUGGUUCCAACUGUACAUCUACAAUGACAGAGAUGUGACACGUAAACUUGUGAAGCGAGCAGAACAAACCAACUUCAGAGCACUGGUUUUGACUGUUGAUGCUCCAGUGUUUGGAAUUCGCAUUGCAGACAUCAGGAAUAAGUUUACACUUCCACCACAUCUCAGUCUGGCAAAUUUUGAAGGCAUCAAAGCAACUGGUGUAAAAUCUGAAUCUGAUUCGGGUAUUAAUGAAUACGUUAAGAAGCUAUUCGACCAGUCUGUGACCUGGGAUGAUGUUAGAUGGCUAAAAAGCAUCACUCAACUGCCUCUGAUUCUGAAAGGUAUCCUAACAGCAGAUGAUGCUGCAAUUGCUGCAGGUCUGGGUGUAGCUGCCAUAUUGGUAUCAAACCAUGGUGCUCGCCAAGUGGAUUUUACUCCAGCUUCGAUUGAAGUACUGCCAGAGAUUGUGAAAGCAGUAAAUGGACAAUGUGAAGUUUACUUGGAUGGAGGAAUAAGGCAGGGAACAGAUGUGUUCAAAGCUUUGGCACUGGGAGCAAAAAUGGUUUUCAUGGGACGUCCUGCUCUGUGGGGCUUGGCCUGUGGUGGAGAGGAUGGAGUAAAAUCCAUCCUCAGUAUCAUUAAAAAUGAGCUGGACUCUGUCAUGGGUCUUACUGGUUGUGCAACUUUGGAAGAUAUAAAAAAAGAGAUGGUUGUUCAUGAAUCACACUAUAGUCACCUUUAGGUGCAAAUCUUGACAACCUCCUAACACCAUCAGUGAUUCUCAGUCCCUGAGGACAAGUGAAGUCACAGAACACAUUUCAUUAUAUUCUAAAGUAGAAGUGUUAAUUUGUUUAAUGCAUAAACAUAUGAACUGAUAAUUUGGUGAAGGCAUACAAUUAUGAGCACAGUUAUAAAAUCCAAUUAAUUGAAUCAAGUAA
Zootermopsis nevadensis is the source of this 1444-nucleotide messenger RNA. RefSeq names its product Hydroxyacid oxidase (gene Hao). The record is from RefSeq and is a predicted model, not a curated record. Gene Ontology annotation, molecular function: FMN binding; (S)-2-hydroxy-acid oxidase activity. Gene Ontology annotation, biological process: fatty acid alpha-oxidation. Gene Ontology annotation, cellular component: peroxisomal matrix. Lineage: Eukaryota; Metazoa; Arthropoda; Insecta; Blattodea; Termopsidae.